Molecule: messenger RNA, 1494 nt
Organism: Penicillium canariense
Lineage: Eukaryota; Fungi; Ascomycota; Eurotiomycetes; Eurotiales; Aspergillaceae
Product: WW domain-containing protein
Exons: 4
Coding region: 1-1494 (497 amino acids)
Molecular function (GO): protein binding
Source: RefSeq, a predicted model, not a curated record
AUGGCGCAAGAUGCCCCUGAAGACACUGCAGGCCCAUCCUCUCCUCCGCCUCAACUGCCCGAAGGCUGGCUCCCACAGUGGGAGGGCGUUCAGCGCAAGUGGUAUUAUGUCCAACGAGCGACCGGGAAAUCGCAAUGGGACAUUCCAACCGAACCGGUCGUUCUGACUCCGUCCACCACACCGACAUCCAUCGGGACGGGCCCCUCGCAAGCUCCGCCCUCGCGGCCAUCAACCAACAGCCCUCGGGUGACAACGACGGGGAAUACACUGGUAGAGCGGAUGGAGUCGGUGGCGGACGGUGCGAAAAUUUCCAGCUCCCUAAGCUCCGAGCUCAAUGGACAACCGGGCGCUUCCAUGCAGGGGUCUUUGGGGGCUUUAGGAUGGCACCCGAACCAGAUCUCCCAGAAUGGGCCUAGGGCCUACGCCCAGCACUUUUCACCCGGUAAUGGGGGUUAUGGACCGGAUCAAUCACAUCAAACCGUCUCGGGAAACGUGGCUCCUGGAGCAGCAACUGUUUUCCCCAGCCAUGGACAACCUUUGGUGCAGAGUCACCAACAGCCAACCUGGGGCAACCAUACCCAGAUUACGCAGGCACACCCAAGUGGACCUAGUGCAAGUCAUAGUGCGGAGAGUUAUCGGCGCUUUGGGGACUCGCAGCAAGCAUGUCAUAUGUCGGCAUAUCCAUCCUCGAUAGAUUACCCAGAGAACCAGCUUCCUCGUCUUAGCACCUUUCUUCCACCCCAGCCGAAGUGGCAACUUGAAGAACAUCAUGCCAAUCCGCGUCAUGCUCCUGAAAUUCCGUCUGGCAACUAUGCCUCCUCAACCUUGUCUCAGCCAUAUUUCAACUCCUAUACUACUCCACAAACUACUGUACAGUCUCCGCCAAACUUUGCGUCAAGCUCCACACAAUCCUCCAAUCCCUCGCAUCCGGGCAGCGCCUUCAGUGGCAGUCAAGAGGGACUGCAACACCCUCAAAGCACUUUUUCGGCGCAUUCUCAUGCCAGUACGGACCAAGCUAAUGUUCCGGCGGAACAUCCUUUGUCCCAAUCGCAUUCCCACCAAAGUUUUGGCUUCCAACAAGAUCCGCAAACAUCCUUGCGAGGGUACCCGCCCCAGUCAUUGAAUGACCAAGGUUCUUAUCAGAGCACCAGUAUGUCGCGGACGCACUCAGGUGCGGGCUUCAACUCGAUGGUAUUGCUCACAACCCCUGAAUUCCAUGGGGGCGCCCGGUAUUAUCAGAAUCCUCUUAUCCAGACCGGUAUCCACCAGUAUUUGCCCCCACAGCCUGAGAUCGGCACUCUCAAUACAACAUCGGUGCAUACUGGAACGGAGUAUCAUCCGCGGGGUGGCCAGCUAUCUGGCUACCAAGGCCAGUGGACGAAUUCAGCUGGUGGCUCGCGCAUUGCGGCCUCUGAUGCCCAAUUUGUAAGCGGUCCCUGGGCGUCCUCAACGCCGCCAACAUCUGGACCACCCACACAAUCUCACUACGGCUGA